ACGAUCCCCAUCCUCGUCGCCUACUUUCUCUACUUCCUGGUGAUAGUACCAGGCUUCCUCUACAUGUUCCUCAAAACGAAAAGUGGUCAGGUCAGAUUAAAGGUGUUCGGCCCAAUCCUCAACUGCUGCAUGCAGUUCAUCAAAUACACGAUCCUCCUGCUUCGAUCCAAACAGAUCAGAGACUGUUUGGAUGUGAUCAGACAGGACUGGAUCGAAGCUACCGAAGAGGAUCGAUCGAUAUUACAUUCCAGAGGGAUGCUUGGACGAAAAUUAAUAUUGACAGUGAUGCUCACUUUGUACGGCGGUGGUUUAUGUUACCGUACUAUCAUACCUCUUAUGAAGGGACCCAUUACAUUACCGAACAACGUCACCAUAAGACCGAUGGCCUGUGCGGGCUACUUCGUCUUCAUCAACGAACAACAGACACCGACUUAUGAGAUUGUCUUUACCUUGCAGUUCUUCAGUGGUAUUAUUACCUAUGCCACGUCUAGCGGAUCGUAUGGUAUUUUCACGGUGUUCGUUCUGCACGUGUGCAGUUUGUUGAGGAUGCUGAAUAAGAAGAUGAAGAGUCUUGAUGAAGGGGCGGAUUUGAGCGAGAGAACGGUGAAUCACAAGAUUGCGGAUAUUGUGGAACAUGAGAGGAAGAUAAAGGGAUUUUUCGAAAACGUCGAAGCAAUCACGCAAUACAUCUGUUUCGUGGACAUCAUGGGCAACACAUGUCUCAUAUGUCUAAUGGGUUACCGGAUCAUCACGGAACCUCAGAAGAGCGACCCUAUGUUUAUAACCAUCUGCAUCAUCUUACAAACAUCUUUUAUCUUUUGCUCGUUCAUAUUAUGUUACAUUGGCCAACUACUUGUGGAUGAAAAUAACGUUGUUGGUAUGACAUCCGUCAUGCUAGAUUGGUAUCGUCUUCCAAUAAAGAAAGCUCGUUGCUUAGUUCUGAUCAUCGCCAUGUCGAAUUACCCGAUGCAGCUCACAGCGGGCAAAAUUGUUGAAAUAUCUUUAGUCACUUUUACCGACAUAAUGAAAAUGUCGAUGGCAUACUUGAACAUCUUGCGGGAGGUUGUGUAAAAUAUAUUGUAUAUCACAAAUUCAGUAGACCACUUUAGAAAUAUCACAGCACUUGUUUCUUAAUAAAACGAAAAUCAUGGAUACUAUGUUUAGUUGCAGUCUCGUUUUUCAGUUAUUCGAUCUUUUCCUUCACGAUUUAUUUUUGGCACUUCAAAAACUUCCGUAUCAACUUAUCAACAGGUUUGAUAACAUAAGUGAUUUACAAUUACGUUAAUCGUACGAUUACGA
Molecule: messenger RNA, 1299 nt
Organism: Megachile rotundata (alfalfa leafcutting bee)
Lineage: Eukaryota; Metazoa; Arthropoda; Insecta; Hymenoptera; Megachilidae
Product: odorant receptor 13a-like
Biological process (GO): detection of chemical stimulus involved in sensory perception of smell; sensory perception of smell
Cellular component (GO): plasma membrane
Molecular function (GO): odorant binding; olfactory receptor activity
Source: RefSeq, a predicted model, not a curated record